Molecule: messenger RNA, 2367 nt
Organism: Cynoglossus semilaevis (tongue sole)
Lineage: Eukaryota; Metazoa; Chordata; Actinopteri; Pleuronectiformes; Cynoglossidae
Product: interleukin-18 receptor 1-like
Exons: 11
Coding region: 219-1742 (507 amino acids)
Biological process (GO): signal transduction
Molecular function (GO): interleukin-1 receptor activity
Source: RefSeq, a predicted model, not a curated record
CACAAACAGGAAGAAUAAAUCCUGCGGCCCUGACGAUAACGUCAGCUAAACGUGUAUCUCUAUGAGGGAACGUCAAGGAUAUUAUUCAGAAUUACUUCUCACGCAUACUGCUGAAAUGCGCUAAUUCUCACCCCAGGCAAUCGAGUUCAACAGUGGUGUUAAACACUUAUGCGCCGUGUCAUCCGCGGCCCAAGAACGUGUGUGUGAGGGCAGGAGAGAUGGUGGCGCUCCAGUGUCCACGCAGCAUCGACUCUAAUACCGAAGUCAGACUGAUCUGGAGCAGGGCUACCGACCAGGACAGGGUUCUAACCAACAUGACGGCAGAUGAGCAGCAGCAGAGGAGCAUGUCGGUCCACAGAGGAAGUCUUGUUAUCCUCAGUGCAUCUGUGGAGCAUGAGGGCAAAUACUCCUGCACCGUGGGGUAUGGCAGGAAUGGCAGCAGUGAGUUCGUAGUGACGGUGAACUCUGCUGCGUCCAGACGGUGUGAGGACAAACAGAAUUAUUCUCAGACAUGUUUCACGCAGCAGUCCUGCAAAUUAAACUGUCCUGAUGUGAAUGUACCUGUUGUGCACAGUCCUAACAUCACCAGCAAUGGCAUUCAAUGGUAUAAGGUUGGAGAAUCACUACAGAAGGACAAUUACUUCCCAACUGUUGAAAAGCAAAACAGCGGUCUUUACACGUGCGUCAGAUCUUACCAGUACCAGGGUCAGAAAUAUAACAUGACCUUUACCGUCAUACUUGAUGUCCAACCAAAGAAAGCGGAGAAAACAGCUGCGAUUAUUUCACCGCGUGACGACGACGUGAUUCACGUAGAAUUAGGGUCCACGGUGGUGAUUGACUGUACAGCCGUGACCUACUCAGAAUUUGACGAUGUAUCUUGGCUGAUCGGAGAGUUCACUGUGGAUCAAGAUUCCAACUUACCAGUUUUCUUCAACAGCACAAGGAAAAUCGAAGGCGAUGAAAUUCAGACCACAGCGUCUCUCGUCUUCCGGAAAAUAUCAGAAGAUGAUUUAUCAAAGAAUUACACCUGUAAACUGGCGGCUGUUUAUCAAAGCUCAGACUUUGUCACAAUCCAUCUCCGAAAUGCUCAUCCUCAAUAUUUACUGUUGUGUCUCUGCACCGUCUGCAUUGUGGCAGCACUGACUGCGGCGGUGAUUGUUUACGUCCGGUUCAAAAUCGACAUUGUCCUGUUCCUCAGGGACACCCUUGGCUGCCACGCAAAAAUCUCAGAUGAUAAAAGAUACGAUGCCUUCGUGAUGGGUUAUAAAAGCCACGCAGACUCAGGACUGAGUGCUGAGGACAGGAGGUGGCUGGAAAAUGUUUUAGAAGAAAAGUUCGGUUACAGACUCUGCCUGGUUGAACGAGACAUCCAGCCAGGAGAAGCUCUAGCCAAUGCAGUUCUGGACUGCAUCGAGGAGAGCCGGGCCGUGGUUUUGAUCCCCAGCUCUUCAGAUCCAGGUCUGGGGUCUGGUUUGCUGACUGCCAUCCAUGAAGCUCUCGUGGAGAGGCAGACUCGUCUGAUUUUCAUUGAGAGUGAGAUGGGAGAAGGUUCAGCUGCAGGUUCUUUAGCUGAGGCCUUACAGCUCCUCAGUGAGACGGGGAAGUGCGUCACCUGGAGAGGCAGAGGAGCCACGGCUUCAUCCUCCUUCUGGAAACAUCUACGGUUUUACCUGCUGCCUUCACAGAGACCUCGCAAAGGGAGGUUUUUGUCACAGACAUCGUACAACCAGGGUUUAAUUUGAGCCAGAGGCUGUAAGAACAGUAUUAUUAGUCUGUGUAAUGAUGGAAAAAAAAAAACCCAGAACCACCCGCCCACUACACACUGCAUAUGAUUAAGGCUCCUGAUGUUUAAGCUGCACCUAAAAAAAGGUUCCAUUGGCUGUAAAUGACAAGUUCUUGAUGAUAAUUAUUUAAGAUAUAACAUCAUUUAUUCAUAGUAUUUAAAUUACGUACAUUCUGAUUUAGCUUACGAUAAGGAAUUCCAAGGCAUCGACAAACGUAGUUCUCAGAGAGUACAAUUAAAAUAAGUUGGUCUUAACACUCCAGGAUCAUUUUUACCUUUGUUCUCAUCAAGAAACCGCUAUAAUUGGCUGCUAAUUCCUAACAUCCCUUAAUGAAAAGACAAAGACUGACGAUGCAGUUGAGCAGAGCCUGUUACCACCCCACCCCCACCCCCCUCAACCACACACACACAUUCCACCGACACAUUUUUCUGCUGUAAAAUCAAAAGAUGUAAUGAAAAUGAGUCUGAUGGUUUAAAUAGUUUAUGAAUGUUUUUUGUUUGUAUGAGGGGGUGGAUAAGUUUCAUCGUUUCCUUCCAGUUAUUGUUAUUAAACUGUCCUUCCACUCGUGGGAUUAUCUCUUCUA